GGCACGCCGUGUGCGGGCGGCAUGGCGCGCUCGUGACGUCAUGGGGCGGGGCCGGCGCCUGCUGCGCUUCCGCGACAUGCCGGCGCACCUGCGCUUCAACCCGCACAUCCGCGCCGGCUACCGGCCGCUGCAGGGCGUGCGCGGCUGCCUCGCCAGCCUCUUCUACCUGCACAACGAGACCAUCAACAUCCUCACGCACGGUGCACCAAUCCUGUACAUUAUCGUGUCAUGGCCAGACCUUAUCCCAUGGAAUGAAGUGGACUCAUACUUUUUGUCUUGGUGUCACCUUUUGGGAGCUGGCUGCCCAUGGAUUGGCAGCUUUAUUUAUCAUCUGUUCAUGAAUCUGGAACAUGGGGAGAAAAUAUAUUACCGGCUACUACAACUUGAUAUGCUUGGUAUCUGGAUUAGCCAGAGCAUUGGUGCCCUUCCAGCUAUUUCUGCAUCCACAUAUUGUUUGCCACGACUCUGUCGAUAUGUCAUAGUUUGUUUCUACUGUGUUCUUUCCAUAUGGGGCCUCUACAAGGCACUUACUGCUUGGUCUCCAUGGGAACGAAGGCUCUGUUUUCUGCUCCCCUUUGUGAUGCGCCAGUUUCUGUGCCUGUUACGAAUGUCACCUAUAGGGGGAGGAGAUCCAGCAACAUUGAUACAUGUUAUACUACAGGACUUAGUUUCUGCAAUUGGAGGGAUUAUUGGUGCCCUGCAAAUACCAGAAAAGUGGUUUCCUGGAGCUGUUGAUAUGUGCCUGAAUUCUCACAACAUUAUGCACAUUCUUGUGCUCACAGCAGUGUAUUCAAUGCACAAGUCAAGUAUCAGUGACCUCAUGUGGAUGGCAAAAGGAGGAUGCCAAAGGCACAGCAUGGAUACUGAUAUUCAGACUUCUUCUGACCUGCCUGCCACUGAUGCAGGUGCAGCUGCAGGAUGAAUUAUGAGCAAUUACUGAUACUACUCCAAAGAUGGUAUACAAUGUGGUAACACCAGAUGCAAAAUUUUACAGGGAAGCCUAAUAAACAUGAGUACCUGAUGUUCCACAUAUGGACAAAAGCACCAGGAGAUUUGUAAUAAACGGUGGUUAAUGAAGUAAUCAUCAUAACAGAAAUAUGCUAAGUGAUGAAAUCAGCAUAGCUGAAAUAUUUUCUGCAGUUUCCCAAAACAGCCUUAAUUAAAAUACAUAACAAAUAUUUAUUUUUAUACACCUUCGCUAUCAUUACUACUGAAGUUUUAUUGUUUGAUAAUCUGCUGAUCUUAAUUUCUGGAUGUCAUUGUGCCUCUUUGUAAUUACAGCAGUGAUCUCUCCCUAAGCUGGAUGUUGAACUGCAGCCAUCUGAGCAGGCUGGUGUAACACAGUUGUACUUAGUUUUGUGGCUAACUACAACAAGGCAGCCACCAAGUGUUACAAAAUUUAAAAGAAAACUCUUUCCAAUUUUGCGCUCACAUGAACCUAGUAAAGCAGAUGUUUCAGAUUCCUGGAGAAGAACAAAAUUAACUGUUUCAAAACUAGUGUAAAAAUGAUGGUAGUUCUGCUGUAUCAUUUCAAAACUUUAUGGUAAUCUAUAGAUUGUCAAGCUGAUUAAAAAAUUCCCUCUAUUUCACUUAUGCUAUACUCAUAUAUCAUCAUAUAAAACAAUUGCAUGAAAUGCAAUAGAAAUCAAAGCAUUUGGUGCUGUAUGAGCCAAACUUUUAAAUAUCUGUAAUUCAUAAAAUCAUGGGUCAUAAGCAAUGUAGACACCUCUUGAACAAAGUUGGCAUUCUUUGCUGAGAUAUGCCAACAUUGAUUAUAAAAAUUGCUAAGAACACAGUAGGUACCCAUUAGGUAUAAAGUGAUAUUAAAAUAUGCAUCGCAGCUACUUCUCAGUCUAAAGUGAAAUGUAUUUUUACAUAACUUGGCACCUGAAGUGAUCCUUUACCCCCAAUCAUUUAUGUUGUUACAUACUACAAGUGUGACAACUUAUUUUGCACAACAGGAUAUUAAAUUUUGGCAAGAGUACCUGUGAUUUAAUUUAGCAACAAAGCUACAUGUACUCACUUCGAUAAUGAGUUUUGGGAAUAGUGUUGAAAGCACUUGUUAAUUUCUUACAGAUUAUGCACAGUAAAGAUAAAAUGGUCAUGAAAUAUGUUUGAAGCACUAAAUUUUGUGCUAUCAUUUGCAGCAACAAAACCAACAAGAGAGUAUUAAAUUUGUAGCUAAUGUGAAUAAAGGAAUUAUUCUAGUUAUAUAGUCAUCUUCUAAUGAAGUACUGUGAUCUUGUACUGAUCUAAUAAGUACCUGUUAGAGUUCUAGACAUAAGGCUUGUAACCAGAAAUAAGUAAAUAAUCCUUAAUCACCUACAGCCUGAUGGAAACUUUCCGCCCAACUACAACAUAGUGGGCAUUGCAGAUUACAUGAAUUUUGAAGCACAUGUAAGUUAUAUGCUGCGGGACUAAUAAUCUUCAUCCAGAUAGCAUAGGGAUCACUGAAUUACAGACACUGUUAAUUCAGAAACUGCUUAGCUCUCACAAAAAAUAUGUACUAAGAUUUUAGAAUCUCUCUAAGAUUACACUAAUUUUGUGUAAACUAACUCAGUUUUAUUAAUUCUCCCAUACUUUAUUAGUGAUAUAUAACUGUCUUCUCCACUUAAGUCUCACUUUUUCACCAGCCUUCUUUCAGUGCCCACCGCUUCUCUCUAAAAAUGAAAACAAGAAACAUCUUUUAACAUUUACAAAAGAUGUGCCAUAUUUUCUUAAAACUUAGCUCACAUAGGUAGAAAGAUAACUUCUGUGAAGUAAACUGUAACAAAUACUAUAUGGUCUAAAGUAUAUUGUGUGCAUGGGCGUCCACAGAAAUUUAUGCAAGAGGGGGUAAGAUGGCCAUUGUUUUAUAUCAGAAAACUUGAGAAACUCCUGCUGACUAUUAGCAAAAAUAACCAAAAAACUGCCUUGUUUAUUCAAUUUAGGAACCUUUGUUUGCUUACAAAACUUCACAUCUGGCCAUGUUAAUGCAUUUACUGCAUUACUUUCAUACCUUUCAUUUUUUGAAGUCGACUGAUGUAAUAAACGUCUAAUGAAACAUGUUUUAAAAGCUGUGGGUUUGAAUGAAGUGUAACCCAGUUCCAGCAUUCGAUGAAGUGAAUGUAGGAAACCUCCCAAAACAGUCACAAAAUUCCCAGUACAGUCUACUUUAAGCAGCUUAGGACUGAACCAAGAUAACCUUUGUCCCCUAGCUUGAUGCAGUAUUGUGCUAAUUCACAACUGGACUUCUGAAUUUGUAGCACUAUGACUACCUGUUAUGCUGUGUUCCACCACUAGGGAAGUUGAGAAGGUCCCACUGCUUAAAGUGAAGAUCUUUUUGAUCUUGACUUUCCUCAAUGUUUCCCCUCUUAUGCUGCAGAAAAUGGUAUUUUCUCCUUCCAAAUGGUGCAUUUCAGUCCACAGACGAGUUAAAGAUAAACACAGCAACAGACAACAAGACCGUAAUGUUGAGUGUCUACUACAGUCGCUCUGUGAUUGUGUGACUGAAUGUGGUAUCAGCAUCUAAUGACAGGUCUUUCUUGACCACAGUCAAAUGACAAACUACUGUUGCGUUUAAGAUGGGCAGUAGGAGAAGGGGUCAGCUUUGUGGUAAUUGGGUAUGAAUGUUGUGCAUGUACAUUGCAGCUAUGUUAAUUUUAUGCUAGGUAUAGGCACCGAAAUUAGUGUGCCAGCAUAUUGGAAUGACAUAUUUCUGGAGACCAAUAAUGGCUAUAUGUUGGAAGGGACAGGACAUCAUGGGGACUUCUUAGGCAAUGUUCUGUAAAACUUCACAUUCACUUGAAUGUAGGACAAUGCUGAAAUCACCACUGUGCCAAAGAAUAGGCAUGCUUUCCCAUGAACAGCCUGUGUGAGAAUUCUGUACCCCAGAUUCCAGGAGGGGAUGAGUGAUCCCUUUUGCCUACCAUUCUGGACGCCUACUAUGUUGAAAAAUUUCUUAAGUAGAUUUUAAAAUGGGGACAAACACUGUUACAUAAUAUAGUGUAACCCACAAAUGCAACCAGUGCUACUGAAUAUAACUUUGAAUAAGUUUCGUAUUAUUUUGUUUCUAAAUGAAUGCACCUGACAGAUGUGCACAGUCUUCCACUUCACUUGCUGUUGCCUUCACCUGAACAUUGGAAAAUCAAACACAUUUCAUUUCAAAAUGUGAUUUACAAUGAAGUGUCAAAUAGAGUAAAAAGAGAAUUCAAGCUUUUGUAAGAUAUCUUUAGUUAGCUUAGCAAAAAACAAAAGUGUUCUUGAUUUUCACUUAAUUUUUUUCCAGUGACUUGUGGAUCAUGGGUGUCUCUUUCUGUUACAUCAAACUUACAGUUGUACUGUCAGGAUAAAACACAGCAUGUAGGCCUAUAUGACAGUAAAUAUGAUUUUUCCUUUGUAAGAGACUUUUUAAAAUGAAUUUUAUCUGGCACCUAUCAGUAUUUAUUAUAUUUAAAUAAGCAAAUGAUAUAUGUCCAUAUAAAAAAUUAAGUAAUAUGCCAAAUGUGAACACCUGUAUUUUAAGAAAGUGUAUAAGAAAGAAAAAAUGUUAUCAAUUUUGAGAGAUAUAACCAGGAAUUACUUGCCUGGUGAAUUGCUGCAUUUUUAUUGUUACAACAGUUUAUGCUGAACAGUUCACAAUACAUUUUAAUAAAAUUCCUCACUGUAAUUAUUUUGUCUUUUUACAAACAUGGACGAGUAUUGUAAUGAGUGAUUUUAUACAUGACAAGAGAAAAACAAAUAAAAAGU
This is a messenger RNA of Schistocerca cancellata (South American locust), 4728 nucleotides long. RefSeq names its product progestin and adipoQ receptor family member 4. Lineage: Eukaryota; Metazoa; Arthropoda; Insecta; Orthoptera; Acrididae. The coding region runs from base 41 to 922 and encodes 293 amino acids. Gene Ontology annotation, molecular function: signaling receptor activity. The transcript is spliced from 6 exons. The record is from RefSeq and is a predicted model, not a curated record. Gene Ontology annotation, cellular component: membrane.